Messenger RNA from Pieris macdunnoughi, 609 nucleotides. The record is from the annotation of a GenBank genome assembly. Lineage: Eukaryota; Metazoa; Arthropoda; Insecta; Lepidoptera; Pieridae.
AUGUACAACUCGCCACCACCAUCAGGCGGCCCGAUGGCGCCAUCCCGGAUGAAGGAGGAAAAGCAGUUCCGGGUGGAGAUGCCGGGGAUGUGGUUUGCGCAAUUCGAGGCCGCAGACAACAGAUAUAACACCUCGAAGGAGAGGCUGUUGCAAGUAUACGAAGAAAGCGCCCAACGACAGUUCCAGAAGCUGGUCUCAGAACUGGAGCUGGGAUCGCAAAAGCCGACUCAACUGCUGCGACGGAUGAAGGAUCUGGGCCGCACCACGCAAGUAUCCGAACAGAUGCUCAAGAACUUGUGGCGGUCUAGAAUGCCAUCAGAGGUCAGGGCAGUCAUAGCCGUGUGCCAGGACCAAGCAAUAGACAAUUUUGCAGCCAUAGGCGACAAGAUAAUAGAGAACUGCACAACCGGCGAAAUCGCAACCAUUGCCGGAGCACCAUUAGCAGCACCACAGAUGCCUGCUGUAUCAGACACACUUACCGGGCUCGUGCAGCAAUUAAACAAUCUCACGCUGGAAGUUGCAGCACUCCGCAGCGAGGUGCAAGAUCGAGGACGUCCCAGGAGUCGCAGCCACCAAAGCUACAAGAGCAGGUCCACGUCGCGCAAAUGA